GUCUCUCGUACGUUCCUUCGGAUCGCUCGGCUAUUGGCUCUCGGCGCUGUCAGUCUUGGGUGGUGCUCGCUCCGAUUGGCCGAGGAGGCGGGCGCGUGACACGUCACAGCUGAUCGGACGGGUGGAAGCAGCGGGACAGAGCGGACGAAAUGGCUGCCAUACGUAAGAAGCUUGUGAUCGUGGGUGAUGGCGCCUGCGGUAAGACCUGUCUGCUCAUCGUCUUCAGUAAAGACCAGUUUCCUGAAGUCUACGUCCCCACCGUCUUCGAGAAUUACGUGGCCGACAUAGAGGUCGACUCCAAACAGGUGGAGCUGGCUCUAUGGGAUACCGCCGGCCAGGAGGAUUAUGACCGUCUCCGACCCCUGUCCUAUCCCGAUACUGACGUCAUCCUCAUGUGUUUCUCCAUCGAUAGCCCCGAUAGUUUGGAAAACAUCCCUGAGAAGUGGACUCCGGAGGUGAAGCAUUUCUGUCCCAAUGUGCCCAUAAUAUUGGUAGGAAAUAAGAAGGAUCUGAGGAACGAUGAGCACACUCGGCGUGAGCUAGCUAAGAUGAAGCAGGAGCCGGUGAAGCCCGAAGAAGGCCGGGAUAUGGCAAAUAGGAUCAGUGCUUUUGGCUACCUGGAAUGCUCGGCUAAAACAAAGGACGGUGUGCGGGAAGUGUUUGAGAUGGCCACCAGAGCCGCGUUACAGGCCAAGAGAGGCCGCAAGAAGAACACGUGUAAUCUCCUCUAAAGUGCGGCCAAACAGCGAAAGAGAGAACCUCCCCCAUUGCCCCCUCCCCUCCUUCCUCGCGCAUUCCAUCUUUGCCCCCCUCCCUCUGCCCGCUAGGCUCCGGUUCCGUCCUGUGCCUUGUGGCUGAUGAGGGGCGCCCCCUUCCCCAUCACGAUGAAGCUGCGCACCACUCCUUCUAUGCCUGCCACACUGCCUUAUUACGAAUGGACCUUUCCAGAGGUCAAGCCGUGGGGAGGAGGCAAUGCCAACGCCUGCCGGUCCUUCCCGCCAUCACGAGACGUGGUCGGUGCCAUGCUUUGCCGGUCCCAUCCACUAGGAGACAGGAUCCGUGUUCUUUAGGAAACUUAAGAUAAUGUCGGGCUCAGGUGCCAUGUUUAUUUUGUUUAUUUUAGGACUUUCGGAGGAGUUGGUGACGUCUUUUGCAUCUUCUAAACCUUAUGGGGGAAGGAGGGAGGGGGGGGACGACGGGCAGUGCCAUGUUCUCCGUGAUCUCUCCUCGAUAACCAGCGCUGGUUUAGGAGUUACGCGGUAGCAGAAUUUUGGGGGAUUUUAUUCUGCUUUACACACACACAAAAAAAAAAAAAAAAAUGUAAAAAUAAAAACUGAUCUUCCCUUUCUAUAUAUACAUAUAUAUAUAUAUAUACGUCUCAGAUGUUUGUACGUGAGCGAGCUUGGCCCA
Messenger RNA from Hyla sarda, 1410 nucleotides. RefSeq names its product transforming protein RhoA-like. The transcript has 5 exons. NCBI's taxonomy places the organism in Eukaryota, Metazoa, Chordata, Amphibia, Anura, Hylidae. The record is from RefSeq and is a predicted model, not a curated record. Gene Ontology annotation, biological process: small GTPase-mediated signal transduction; cell migration; stress fiber assembly. Gene Ontology annotation, molecular function: GTPase activity; GTP binding. Gene Ontology annotation, cellular component: cleavage furrow; dendritic spine. The coding region runs from base 150 to 731 and encodes 193 amino acids.